This is a messenger RNA of Haemonchus placei, 639 nucleotides long. Lineage: Eukaryota; Metazoa; Nematoda; Chromadorea; Rhabditida; Trichostrongylidae. The record is from the annotation of a GenBank genome assembly.
AUGGCAGCAUCGGUAAGGGCGGCUGCAAAGGGAAGGACGGGUAAUGUAACAUCUCUUUUUCGACUGACUUUUGUGUUACAGUCGAAACAUCAGCUGGAAAUCGAUCAGGCCGACUUGAAGUCUCAGAACACCGAACUCAUUGCAAACAAUGCCGCUCUUUCUGCAAUGAAGCGCAAGGUCGAAAAUGAGGUCCAAAUCGCAAGAAACGAACUCGAUGAAUGUCUCAAUGAGCUCAAGGCUUCCGAGGAACGAUCGCGCAAAGCUGCCGCCGACGCUGACCGCCUAGCUGAAGAGGUUCGACAAGAGCAGGAACAUGCCGCUCAUGUGGAUAGACAACGAAAAGGACUUGAACUUACUGCAAAGGAACUACAAGCCAAGAUCGAAGACGCCGAGAGGGCUAUGCUUCAAUUUGGACAAAAAGCCUUGUCCAAGGUAGAAGAGAAAGUACGUCAAGUCACCGCUCAGUACCAUGCCGAAACCCGCCGUCACCAGGAUGCCAUCAAAGGCUUGGCUAAACAGGAACGACGCUCUCGUGAGCUUCAGUUCCAGGUGAAUUCCAUGCUACCUUCAAUCCUACACGCUAUCCUUCCAUAUAACAUAACAACUAAUUGUGAAAUCGUUCACAAAAAAAGCUUUUAA